Molecule: messenger RNA, 654 nt
Organism: Caenorhabditis remanei
Lineage: Eukaryota; Metazoa; Nematoda; Chromadorea; Rhabditida; Rhabditidae
Exons: 4
Coding region: 1-654 (217 amino acids)
Source: RefSeq, a predicted model, not a curated record
AUGCUAAAAAUUUUAAAAGGACAAGAAGAAUCGAUGACAGGGCUCAUUGUGUGUGAAGAGACAGGCAAUGCGUCAUCUCUGCCUCUCGUCCUUCAUUUCCUCUCAGCGGCUUCGACAUCUAAUCAAAAGGUCACUAUUGUGACGAGCAAGCUUACUGAAACAAAUUAUAAAUUGAUCUGUUCGAAAGCUGGAGUUCGAUGGAACCCUUCACAAAUCAGUUUCAUAGAAAUUCUGCAACCGUUUGGAUCGUUUGAUGUCGCAGCCAAAGAAAUUAUGGAUAAUCUUUACCCAAAAAUCUCGGAAACUACACCCUCCGUUCUUCUUUUCGAUGACGUUUCACUUUUCGAACAAUUCGGAGCGACAGGAGUGGAAGUGACUGUUUUUGUGCACACAUUGUAUUCACAUCUGAAGUCACUCUCAACAGGGCCAGUUAUCCUAUUCGCACCGUUCUCUGUCGCAUCGCCUGCUACAAAUAUCCUGCGCAGCCGAUGUCGGGUGUUCGCUCAAACGACACCAGUUGGUCAUGGAUUUGGAAAAGAUGCAUCAUCAAAGGUUGUUCUUACCAUCAAAUCUCCAUCUGCUCCAACGACGAAAAAGGGAAUUCUUCUCUCCGGCGAGCGAACAAUAAACGGAACUUGGGUUUCUGUUGAGUAG